Messenger RNA from Pseudomyrmex gracilis, 2184 nucleotides. Its product is annotated as coiled-coil domain-containing protein 174. The record is from RefSeq and is a predicted model, not a curated record. Gene Ontology annotation, cellular component: nucleus. The transcript has 2 exons. The coding region runs from base 445 to 2160 and encodes 571 amino acids. Lineage: Eukaryota; Metazoa; Arthropoda; Insecta; Hymenoptera; Formicidae.
CAAUAAUUAACGAGAUAUUAAUUAAUGAAGAUCCGCUAAUCAGUGUGCAUCCAGCGUAAGGACAGCCCAGUCUGUGUUAGAGUUUAUGUUUUUCCUUCUAAAUGUAAAGAAAAAGAAUAAACUCUGAUCUAGUGUGACCAGUUCAGUGAAAAAGAACAACCAAUAAGUAUACCCAUACCUAUAUCCUAUACGUGACACGCGCGUUUAAAUAUGGCGGCAGUCUUCCUCCACUCGUUCUUUAGCUCACUACUUCCUGGCAGGUAGCCUAGGCGGCGCUGAAACCAGCGUUCUCCUUCUGACAAGAGGCGAGUUUGAACCCCCUGCAAAAGAGCACCAAACCAAACCGAUAUUGUAGUGUACAAGUGAUUUUACGAUAUUUAUAUAAUAUUGUAUAACUUGUCAAACAUAUUCUAAGCUUCCAUACAAUCUCAGAUAAUACAAAACAUGAAUAUGACAAAGAAGAUAAAUGUCAACUUCUCAUCACUGGUUGGCUUAAAGGCAGAAUUAUUAAGGAAGCAAGCUGAAGUAAGCGAGGCUAAGCUAAAAUCUGAAUCCAUUACUUCAACACCACAAUUAAGUAAAAAAAGAACCAAAAAAACUGUCAAAAAUGAAGAAAGUACUGAAUUAAAAGACAGUGAGGAUAUUAUUGCACAUAAGAAGUCAAAACUCAUGUUAAAAGCCAAAACAAGAUUGUAUGAAAGAUUGAAAAAAGCAAAACUUAACAAUGAUAAGUUUCUUGUUGAUUUUAAGGAGAAGUUAGAUGAACCUGAAGAGGAUUUUAUAGAUGAAACUAUUGACAAAGAAUAUCCAAUAGAGCCGGAAGAAAAUUGGGUAGAAUACCAAGAUUGUUUUGGUCGUACUAGAAAGUGUUUGAAGGAUGAUCUACCACAUAUGCAAAAGAAAGACAAAUUAAUAGAGCAAGAAAUAAUGAAAAAAUCUGAUAUAGAAGAAGAAAACAAGGAACAAUACCCUGUACAGGAAAAAGAACCUGAAAUAGAAAUUAUGAGGAGAAAAUGGGAAGAACAAACACAAAAGCUUGCGGACAAAGUGGAUAUACAUUAUCAAGAUAUAUUGUUCGACGAAGCACGAACGCAUGGUGUUGGUUAUUAUGCAUUCUCACAAGAUGAAGAGGAGAGAAUAAAACAGCAAGAAAAUCUGACAAACUUACGGAAGGAAACUGAGAAAAAACAGAAAGAAAUAAGAGAAGUAAAGGAAGUGAAAGACAGAAUAGAACAGAAUAGACUGAAGGUUGCGAGAAUCAGGCAACGGAUUCGAGCAGGCUUGCCAGCAGAACUUACAGAAGAGGAGUUAAUUCAAGAAAACAAAGUAAUUAACACUACUGGCAAUGGUGUUAUCGAUGAUAAAUCUACUGAGGAAUCCAAAGACGACUCUCUAAUCAAAACGGAUUGCAUAGAUAGAAAUAAUAAGGAAAUUAAGACCGCUCAUGAGCGAGAGAAUGAGGAAAAUAAAAUAAAGGCUUUCGCAGAACUUCUCGACAAGAAAGAUUACUGGCAUGUAAUGUCGCAAGAAGAGUGGAUAGAGAAAUGCAGAGCACAAAGAAUUAGUAAAUUUGGGCCAGUAUAUGAUAACUUUAAAAGUGCUGGCUUUUGUAAGUCUCAAGAUAUUGGUGAACAAUCAACUCAUAAGACAGUGGAAAGUAACAAAGAAGUUAAUAAUACUGAAAUUUGUAAUAAAAAAUCUAUUGACAAGUGUGGUAAUAACUUACUCUCUUAUGAAGAUACUAAUAUUGGUGAUGACACAGUUUUUAAUGUAAAGAAUAGCAAGAUCAAUGAUCAAAAUGAUGAAAGUAUUGUAAAACACAUUACCAUAAAAAAUAGUGAGAUUGAGGCGUUUGAAAGUACGACAUCUACUUCUACUAUAAGUGCAUCCAGUCCAGCAACUGUUUCAUAUCCAUUAUCUCACUUGCCGAAGAAUUAUUUACAAAAUAUGUAUGACUAUUUUGAAAAAACACAUGCACCUGAGCAGCAAAUGUUACAAAAUAAUCUAAAUAUUCCUCUUCCUGAUGAGAUUACAACAUCCAGUUACAACUUGACUGAUGCAAGCGAACAAGAUGGUCUAUCGCAGAAUAUAAAUGAAGACAGGAUAAUGGCCGGUCUCAAGUACUUGAGAGAAAAAUUUGAAAAAAGUCACACAAAGUAAAUGUAUAUGUAAUAACAAUUCUCA